AUGCGCCUGCUUAUCUCCCUCUCCACGCGAGAGCGUCAAACGAUCAAGGGUACUGGCUUAUUCCUGAGCUCCGGUCAAGUUAUCGCCAUUGCCGGCCCGGCAGGUGCUUUUCUUGCGUAUAUUAUCAUGGGAUUUGUGACAGCCGGAGUCUCGUAUACUACGGGAGAAAUCACAGCCUUCAUGCCUGUUACUGGUGGAUUCAUUCGACAUGCCACCACAUUUAUUGAGCCCGCACUGGGCGCAGCAACCGGUUGGAACUUUUGUACAUCCACCUCGAGUCCUAUUCAAUUAAUCAUUGCUGACCUGCAAAGGUCCGAGGUGAUUUUUGCCUCACUCAAAAUCAUGCUAAUCGUGGGUUUGAUAAUCGGAGGACUUGUCAUUGAUCUCGGCGGUGGUCCUAACCACCAGCGCCUCGGGUUUCAUUAUUGGAAAGCCCCCGGAGCAUUCAACGAAUACAUCGAUACAGGCUCUGCUGGAAGAUUUCUCGCAUUUUGGAAAAAUCCAUGCAAGGUCAUUCCAGCUGCUACGAAGAAAAUCAUCCUUCGUGUAUUUCUCUUUUACGUUCUCAGUAUCUUUAUCGUUGGACUAAUCGGUCCAUACGACGAUCUCAACCUCAGCCUCUCCACUGGCACAGCACAGCAAUCACCUUUCGUCAUCGCAUUCCAGCGUUCUGGGCAGCGGUUCAACCUGCAUUUUUAA
This is a messenger RNA of Penicillium argentinense, 699 nucleotides long. Its product is annotated as amino acid transporter. Bases 1 to 699 code for a protein of 232 amino acids. The transcript is spliced from 6 exons. The record is from RefSeq and is a predicted model, not a curated record. Gene Ontology annotation, cellular component: membrane. Lineage: Eukaryota; Fungi; Ascomycota; Eurotiomycetes; Eurotiales; Aspergillaceae. Gene Ontology annotation, biological process: amino acid transmembrane transport. Gene Ontology annotation, molecular function: amino acid transmembrane transporter activity.